CAUAACUUGUUACAUGUGCGUGCGUGCGUGCGUGUGCGGGGGGCAAGAUGGGACUCUUUGAGGACAUUUUGCGAAUGCACCGUCCUGUUCUGUUCUUGCCCUCUCUCUCUCUCUCAUUCUCUUUCUUUUUUAUCUGUUUCUCAGUACCAUGCAUGUAUUCUGUUUCCGUCGUGUACAAGAAAGAAAGAAGAGGAAUAAAACUAUAAGAAAACUAGCAAACUUGAAAACGUUGUUGUAUAAAGUACUUGCUUGCUUUCCUUUUCUGGUAGUUUAUUUCUCUUUGUUUAGAAUAAAAUAGGUUUCAAAUUUUUGUUCCUUCUUUUUUGAGCAUGUAUUAUAUGCUUCUCUCUCUCUCUACAUGUAGCUUAGUAUAGUAAUCGUGUUGAUGUCAUAUCGUUGUUCUGCUCAUCAUAAUCUUGGAACACUCUCUUCCCAUCUCUGCUCCCUUCUCCUUUCUCUUUCUUUCUUUCCCUUCCUUAUAACUCCAUCCAUCAACUAACCAACCAAUCAAUCGUUUAAAAAAAGCCAAGUCUGUUUAUCUCUGCAUCAAACGCUAUUAUAUAUCCCACAGCAGCUGCGUAGCAGCCGCCUUUUUUUCCGCGAAGCCUUGUUUACCUGCCAUCAGAAAUCCUUAACCAGAUCCUCAUUAU
Molecule: messenger RNA, 650 nt
Organism: Periconia digitata
Lineage: Eukaryota; Fungi; Ascomycota; Dothideomycetes; Pleosporales; Periconiaceae
Source: the annotation of a GenBank genome assembly